Olea europaea var. sylvestris is the source of this 720-nucleotide messenger RNA. RefSeq lists its product as uncharacterized. Bases 1 to 720 code for a protein of 239 amino acids. The transcript has 2 exons. NCBI's taxonomy places the organism in Eukaryota, Viridiplantae, Streptophyta, Magnoliopsida, Lamiales, Oleaceae. The record is from RefSeq and is a predicted model, not a curated record.
AUGCAAAAGUUUCAGGACCCACAAACGAUUUACAGACCUACAGAUAUCAUCAAUGACAACCGUAGGGAGUAUAGGGUGGUCAUGAGCUACCAGAAGGCCUGGAAGGCUAAAGAAUGUGCAUUGAAGAAUUUAAUGGGUUCGACCGAGGAGAGUUAUGUCAAAUUGGCCAAGUAUUGCCACAACAUGGGGAGAACUAAUUCUAACUCGGCAUUUUUUAUUGAGACCGAUGGGCAGAAUCACUUCAAGUAUUUAUUUAUGGCUCUUCAACAAUGCAUUAGAGGUUUUCAAAAUACGAUGCGACCUUUAAUUCUAGUUGAUGGUAGAGCCCUAAAAGCUAGAUAUGAAGGGAAGUUGACUGUUGCUACAUAUCAAGAUGUCAACAUUCAAAUUUAUCCUCUUACAUUUGGCAUUAUUGAUGGAGAGAUUGAUCUAGCAAUGCGUUGGUUCUUCACGAAGCUAAGAGAAGUAAUUGGGGACAUUGAGAACCUUGCAUAUGUGACUGACCAGGGUUAUUACUUGUACCACAUUCAAGGCAACCUGAAGACUAAGUAUCGAGACAGUGGCAUCGUUGCAUUGUUUAGGAAAGCUGUAGAAGCUUAUAGCUUUGAAGAGUUUGUGAAGUUCAUGAGUGAAAUAGAACAUAAAUUACAAAGUGCAUGGGAAUAUCUAUUAGAUAUGGGGGUCGAACAUUGGGCACGGUCACAUUUUACAAGACAUUGA